GAGGCAACUCGCAAGAGGAAGUUCGAGUACACCUCAAGGGAAACAACUGGCCGUUGCGGUACUCUUCAAAUUGGAGGAUUCUGUCUGGUGUGGACGAAGCCUGGGCAACUUUUUAUCGAAAUAUUCAGAUAUGGCGGACAUCUUGGUUAUUGUUUACAAUGAGUGACAGCCGAGAUGUUCAGAAGGUGAAAGCAGACAAUUAUGGAAGUGCAGUCUUACACAAUCUCGGUAAAUUACGCGAGCGCACAGAACUGUGCGAUUUCAAAGUAUGUGCAGAUGGGAGAGUUUUUGAGGUACAUAAAUGCCUGCUGGCAGCGACAAGCGAUUACUUCAGGGUUAUGUUCGGAGGGGUCAUGACAGAGAGCAAACAGAACAUGGUCGACUUGAAAGGUGUUACAGCUGAUGGUCUUCAGCAUGUUCUAGAUUUUAUCUACAGUGGGGAAAUGCGUCUACACUAUGACAAUCUCACUGAAAUAAUCAACACUGCCAGCCACUUGCAGGUUCAAUCAGGUCUUGAUCUCUGUAGCUCAUAUAUAAUAUCACUAAUGACCUUUGACAAUGCUGAGGACUUUUUAAGUAUUGCUGACACGUACUCUCUCGAAAAAGUUCUCGAACAUUGGGACGAUAUGAUUCAGAGCAAUUUCUUUGAGUUUAGUCAGACGCCACAUUUUCUAAAAAUGAAUUCCGAAAUGUUGAUAAAGCAUAUAUCAAAAAAUAAACUUAGAAUGCCGACAGAAUAUAAACUGUUUCGAUGUGUAGAAAAAUGGUUUUAUUACAAUACCAACAGAAUAGCUUCCGAUGCAUCUUCUGUUUUAAGUCAUAUACGAUUCCCGCUCAUGUCACAAAUGGAGUUGGCAUCAGUUCAGGACAGUGAUGUCAUUAAAAGAUGUCCUCAGGGAGUUCAGUAUGUUGCAAAGGGUUUUCGCUAUCAUAUGGAGAGUAAAGACGGACAUCCGAGCAUGGAGAUCGUAUCUAAUCUCAGGAGCGAGUCCCCUUGCUUAGUGUUUGUUCAUUACGGAUCAUCGUACAUGCCAUUUCAAAUCACUGCUUAUGAUAAUAGAACGCGAAUGUUCUACCGUUUAUUCUCAGAUGUGAACGGGAGUAGAGACUGUCGUGUGGCUGUUAUAGAUAACUUUACGUACAUUUGUCGGGUCGUUGAUUUUGGAGGGGGAAGCCUAAUGAGUUCUGUGUUCAGAUUUGAUCCGCGACAUUUAUGUGGACAAGAAUUGCGACCAAUGAGGAGAUUGAGGCUUGACUUUGCGCUUGUCUCAGUCGGGAAAUUUUUGUACGUUUUCGGAGGUCUAACAGACCAGUUUGCAAUACUUGAUUCUGUAGAACGCUACAACGUCCUGACAAACAUGUGGGAAGACUUACCUCCUCUUCAUGCGGCGACACAUUCCCUGGCGACAAUUAAGUACGAAGAUAAAAUCUACCUCACGGGUGGGGUCGUAUUAUUGGGACCAGAACGACAGGCCAUGAAUACCUUCAUUUGCUACCAUACUACCUCGCGGCACUAUGAAAGUAAACCAGGGAUGUUGUAUGCACGUAGACUUCACGAUAUGGUUUUAGUCGGUGAACGGGUUUAUGUAAUGGGUGGUAUUCCACGCACGGGUACACCUCUUCAUGGACAAAUUCCAAUAGAAUAUUAUAGUCACAUUGCAAAUCAGUGGACACUGUUGUCGAGUACACUUAGUGGGCGGUCUAUUGGUCAUUACAUUUACUUUGACAACAAGGUAUUAUCUCUAGGACACGAGCACCAUAACGCAACCGAGGACGAGGUCUGGUCAUACAGUCCAGACUCGGACACAUGGGCUCGUCACAUUAAAGCUCCGCAGAGAAUGAGUCUCACGCAAGCAAUGUGUGUGAAACAUUUUGUUAACUUCGGAGAUGAAAAAGUGAGUAAGCUCUACAUGAAGGAAAAAUGACUAACACGAAAGAUGUGUAUGUGUGAUUAAUACCCGGACUAUAUACGCCACAUGAUGCACGUGAUUUCAGGCAUAUGGAGAACAAGCAUUACACGAUAUUCAGGUUCCAUUGAGACGAAGAAAAAAUCCUAGUUCAACUUCUUGAUCACAAACGAAAAUGUUGUUGUAUUACCUUGUUGUUACUUUUUAGAUUAGCAGCAAUACCAAAUUUUUUUCAGAUUUUUUAACUCAAAGAGAGGCACUGGCUUGAUAUGAGCUGUCAGUAUUGAUGGGUAUUCUGGCUUCAACUGUUCAUCAUUAGGCAUCCAAUUUUUAUUCCUCACAACUACUUCUGUGAAAAUUCCUGAUUUUUAAACCCCACUCGUGUUACCAUAACUAAAUGCAUAAUUUUGGAUGAAGUCACUUAAAGUUUGUACAUUGUAUCUGUAUCAGUUAACUCUGGCAAGCGACACAGGCCAACAUGGUCCUCCUGAGUUUUGCUUGUUAAUCAUGGCGAAAAAAGCACUUAAAUUGGAACAAGUCCCUAUAAAUAAUUUCAUCUACCUUUUUUGGCCCUCCAGCUUAGCUCAAUAGGGACAGUGCAGGUCUACAGAUUGCGGGGUUGUGAGUAUGAUCAUCCAUGCCUGAAACAAUAAAAGCUGGAAAAGUCACGAUAUUCUCUAAAUGAGCCGCGCCAUGAGAAAACCAACAUAGUGGCUAUGCGACCAGCAUGGAUCCUCACCAUGCGCAUCCAAGCAGUCUGGUCAGGAUCAGUGCUGUUCGCUAACGGUUUCUGUAAUUGCUAUAGGCUUUGAAAGCGAACAGCAUGGAUCCUGACAAGACUGCGCGGAUGCGCAGGCUGGUCUGGAUCCAUGCUGGUCGCAAAGCCAUUAUGUUGGUUUUCUCAUGGAGCUGCUCAAAUUGUGUCAGUGUGACUCAAAACCCAGAGACAGGAACAGUAUGUUUUAACCCUUACCCUGCUAAAUUCCUGUGAUGAACUUGUCCAUCUUUCAGUUUGGACAGUACCAUGAACUGUUAAAAGGGGUGUUUACCAAAAAGAUACAUGUACUGACUGAAUGGGAACAGUGCAGAUCGUGAUCAGACUGCACAGAUGUGCAGGCAGAUCAUGAUCUACACUGGUCGCAAAGGCAGAACUAGUCGUGUCCGGUAUAGUAAAGGCUAACACAGAUGUCCAAAGUAUUUUGUAAAUUGUUUUGAAGCCUGAUUGUAUGCUUUUUGAAGUCUUUCUCACAUUCUGGUGAUUGAUUUGUUAUGUCACUUUCUUAGAUUUUUAUAUAUCAGUAGAUUAGAUAAUUUGUGUGAGUAUUGUGUAGCUAAGCUGCCUGUGUGUAUCUAAGAAUAAAUGUGUUCAUUUAGCUGCCGUUUAGUUGAUUACUUACAGUAAUUUAUGUGUUUCUUAGGAUUGUCUCUUACAGUAGUUGUUUUUAGCUCACCUGUCACAUAGUGACAAGGUGAGCUUUUGUGAUCACGCAGCGUCCGUCGUCCGUCGUCUGUGCGUCCGUCCGUCCGUCCGUAAACUUUUGCUUGGACCACUCUAGAGGUCACAUUUUUUGUGGGAUAUUUAUGAAAGUUGGUCAGAAUGUUCAUCUUGAUGAUAUCUAGGUCAAGUUCGAAACUGGGUCACGUGCCUUCAAAAACUAGGUCAGUAGGUCUAAAAAUAGAAAAACGUUGUGACCUGUCUAGAGGCCAUAUAUUUCAAAAGAUCUUCAUGAAAAUUGGUCAGAAUGUUCAUCUUGAUGAUAUCUAGGUCAAGUUCGAAACUGGGUCACGUGUCCUCAAAAACUAGGUCAGUAGGUCUAAAAAUAGAAAAACCUUGUGACCUCUCUAGAGGCCAUAUAUUUCCCAAGAUCUUCAUGAAAAUUGGUCAGAAUGUUCACCUUGAUGAUAUCUCGGUCAAGUUCGAAAAUGGGUCACGUGCCAUCAAAAACUAGGUCAGUAGGUCAAAUAAUAGAAAAACCUUGUGACCUCUCUAGAGGCCAUAUUUUCCAUGGGAUCUGUAUGAAAUUUGGUCUGAAUGUUCAUCUUGAUGAUAUCUAGGUCAAGUUCGAAAGUGGGUCACGUGCCAUUAAAAACUAGGUCAGUAGGUCAAAUAAUAGAAAAACUUUGGGACCUCUCUAAAGGCCAUAUUCUUCAUGGGAUCUGUAUGAAAAUUGGUCUGAAUGUUCAUCUUGAUGAUAUCUAGGUCAAGUUCGAAACAGGGUCAUGUGCGGUCAGAAACUAGGUCAGUAGGUCUAAAAAUAGAAAAACCUUGUGACCUCUCUAGAGGCCAUACUUGUGAAUGGAUCUCCAUAAAAAUUGGUCAGAAUGUUCAUCUUGAUGAUAUCUAGGUCAAGAUUGAAAGUGGGUCACGUGCCAUCAAAAAGUAGGUCAGUAGGUCAAAUAAUGAAAAAACUUUGUGACCUCUCUAGAGGCCAUAUUUUUCAAGGGAUCUGUAUGAAAGUUGGUCUGAAUGUUUAUCUUGAUGAUAUAUAGGUCAAGUUUGAAACUGGGUCAACUGCAAUCAAAAACUAGGUCAGUAGGUCUUGAAAUAGAAAAACCUUGUGACCUCUCUAGAGGCCAUACCCUUGAAUGGAUCUUCAUGAAAAUUGGUCAGAAUGUUCACCUUGAUGGUAUCUAGGUCAAGUUCGAAAAUGGGUCACGUGCCUUAAAAAACUAGGUCAGUAGGUCAAAUAAUAAAAAAACCUUGUGACCUCUCUAGAGGCCAUACUUUUCAUGGGAUCUGUAUGAAAGUUGGUCUGAAUGUAAAUCUUGAUGAUAUCUAGGUCAAGUUUGAAAUUGGGUCAACUGCGGUUAAAAACUAGGUCAGUAGGUCUAAAAUUAGAGAAAUCUUUUGACCUCUCUAGAGGCCAUAUUUUUCAAUGGAUCUUCAUGAAAAUUGGUCAGAAUGUUCACCUUGAUGAUAUCUAGGUCAAUUUCGAAACUGGGUCACAUGCGGUCAAAAACUAGGCCAGUAGAUAUAAAAAUAGAAAAACCUUGUGACCUUUCUAGAGGCCAUAUUUUUCAUGAGAUCUUCAUGAAAAUUAGUGAGAAUACCUUGAUGAUGUCUAGGUAAAGUUCAAAACAGGGUCACGUACCUUUGAAAACUAGGUCAGUAGGUCAAAUAAUAGAAAAGCCUUGUGACCUCUCUAGAGACCAUAUUUUUCAAUGGAUCUUCAUGAGAAUUGGUCAGAAUUUUUAUCUUGAUAAUAUCUAGGUCAAGUUCAAAACUGGGUCACAUGACCUCAAAAACUAGGUCACUAUGUCAAAUAAUAGAAAAAACAACGUCAUACUCAAAACUGGGUCAUGUGGGAAAAGGUGAGCGAUUCAGGACCAUCAUGGUCCUCUUGUUUUUAUUUCAGUCCCUUCUUCAACCACUCCCUCAACCCCACCCCUGGCAGUUUUAACCCAUUGAAUGGCAUCUUAUUGAACCAAUCGGUAGAUUUAACCAUACUAUAUUUUUAGGAGUCUCCCAGGAGAACUUAAAUACUACAUUACACAAAAUUAUUUAAGAAGACCUAAAAUAAUCUAGCUACAGUCUGAUGGGAAGAAAUUGCAAGCAGUUUUCUAGUGGAAAAUCUAGAAAUUUUAUUUGAUAGUCUUGAAAUAAUUUGUGUCUGUAAUGCACAAAUCCUGAUUGUUUAAUUCCUUGAUACGCCAAAAAGUCUGAUUGGUUAAUCUGAAAGUCUUCGCAGAAAAUCUUGAAGCAUUUUGCCAUUUAAAUAACCAUUUUAAUAGGAUUGGUACAUUUAACUACUGAAAUGUUAUAGUUUAUUGCAGUAAGAUGCUCACAAAUCUAUUGACUAUGCUGAAUUUGGAAUCGGUUCUAAAAUAGCACAAACACAUACAAAAAAGUGAAGUUUUAACCUUUACCCUGCUAAAUUUCUAUAAUGGACUGGUCCAUCAUUCAAUUUGGGCAAUACCAUUUAUUAUUUGAAGGGGUGUUUACUGAAAAUUUAGUAACUGAAUGGUGAACAGUACAGACCAUGAUCAGACUGCACGGAUAUGCAGGCUGAUCUUGGUCUGCACUGGUCGCAAAGGCAGGAUCAGUUGCCAGCAGCAGGCUAAAGGUUAAACUCUAACAAGUUACUCCUUUACACAGUUUAGAGAGGGUCACUGGCUUCAAAUCACUUGUCCCUAGUUGCUGUAGGUUCUAAAUCUUGCUUAGGGUGUAGAAUUCUGUUUGAGGAAAUGCUAAAGAUCUGUGGUUCAACCUAGUGCCAGCCUGGGCUUAAAAUAAUUCUCGGAGAGACACCCACCGUGAAUUGCUGGAAAGUCAACCAUAUGACUUGUAAUUCUGUCAGUGUGAUGUUAAACCCAGCCAAAACAAAACAGUUUAAUACAUGUUGUGUACAUAAUGUUUGAUAUAUAUAUAACAUCAUAAGGGCAUGGUCCCUCUAAACAUUGGAGAGAUUAUGAUAAGGUUUUCAUUCUUAUGUAGCUGGUAUGUAAUGCUUUUUUAGUCAUUUUAGGCAGAUAUGCUGGUAGUAUGAAUGAGCUUGGAUUUUAUGGAGGUUCUUUCUUUGAUACAAAGUAAAUAAUUUUGCCAAGUUUUUUAUAUGGAAACUGGACAUUAAUUUGGCAUAUAAUUUGAUAAGUAUAUAUAUAAAUAUCUGUACUUGUAGCCAGAUAUUUUAAUGUUUUUUGACAGAAUAAUGGUGAUUUUUAGCUCACCUGAGCACAAAGUGCUCAAAGGUGAGCUUUUGUGAUCGCCCUGUGUCCAUCGUCAGUCGUCUUCCGUCCGUCCGUCGUCAACAAUUUGACUGUUAACUCUCUAGAGGUCACAUUUUUGGCCCAAUCUUAAUGAAACUUGGUCAGAAUGUUACCGUCAAUAAAAUCUUGGACGAGUUUGAUAUUGGGUCAUUUGGAGUCUCAAUAACUAGGUCACCAGGUCAAAUCAAAGGAAAAGCUUGUUAACACUCUAGAGGUCACAUUUUUAGACCAAUCAUAAUGAAACUUGGUCAGAAUGUACCUUUAAAUAAAAUCUUGGACGAGUUCGAUAUUGGGUCAUCUGGGGUCAAAAACUAGGUCACCAGGUCAAAUCAAAGGAAAAGCUUGUUAACACUCUAGAGGUAACAAUUUUGACCCAAUCUUAAUGAAACUUGGUCAGAUUGUUAUCCUCAAUAAAGUCUUGGACGAGUCUGAUAUUGGGUCAUCUGGGGUCAAAAACUAGGUCACCAGGUCAAAUAAAAGGAAAAGCUUGUUAACACUGUAGAGGUCGCAUUUAUGACUGUAACUUCAUGAAACUUGGUCUGAAUGUUAAUAUUGAUGAUCAUAAGGUCCAGCUUGAAUCUGGGUCAUGUAGGAUCAAACACUAGGUCACCCAGUCAAAUCAAAGAUAAAAAGCUAGUUUACACUGUAGAGGCCACAUUUAUGACCAUAUCUUAAUGAAAACUUGGUCAAAUUGUUAAUCUUGAUGAUCUAUAGGUCAAGUUCAAAUCUGGAUCAGAUGGGUCAAAAACUAGGUCACCAGGCCAAAAUAAAGGAAAAGCUUGUUAACACUCUAGAGGCCACAUUUAUGACUUCAUCUUCAUGAAACUUAGUCAGAAUGUUAAACUUGAUAAUCUUUAGGUAAAGUUCGAAUCUGGGUCAUGUCAUGUCAAAAACUAUGUCACCGGGGCAAAUCAAAGGAAAAGCUAGUUAACACUUUAGAGGCCAGAUUUAUGACCAUAUCUUAAUGAAACUUGGUCAGAAUGUUAAUCUUGGUGAUCUUUAGGUCAAGUUUAAAUCUGGGUCAGGUAGGGUCAAAAACUAGGUCACUAGGUCAAAUCAAAGGAAAAGCUUGUUAACACUCUAGAGGCCACAUUUAUGACUGUAUCUUCAUGAAAUUUAGUCAGAAUGUUAAACUUGAUAAUCUUUAGGUCGAGUUCGAAUCUGGGUCAUGUCGGGUCAAAAACUAGGUCACUAGAUCAAAUCAAAGGAAUAGCUAGUUAACACUUUAGAGGCCACAUUUAUGACCUUAUCUUAAUGAAACUUGGUCAGAAUGUUAAUCUUGAUGAUCUUUAGGUCAAUAGGUCAGGUGAGCGAUACAGGGCCUUCAUGGCCCUCUUGUUUUUUUUUGCAUUUUGUACUGUUUAGAGAAAAAUGGCCUUUUGUAAAUUUUUGACAGUUUGUAAUAUUUAGAGAUUUAGCUUUGUGCAUAUAUUGCUUAAGCAUUCCCAUUUUGACUUCAUACUUGAUUGUAUAAUUUGAAAAUGCACAAAAAUGUUGCCUAAUGUACCAUGUCCCCCACAAUUGAAGUAAAAAGUGCACAACUUUAAGUUGCUUUAAGCGGCAUGUCCCCUACAACUGAAGGAAAAUUUAGCCAGAGAAUGGGGCAUCAGUGCCCAAGUGGUUUAAGUUGCCGAAUUUUAAACACUUGUCCCAUAACUCUGCAGGUUUGAGUCCAGGAGCUGUCAUUUGAGGAAGCCGUCUAUGUUGACGGUUCUACCAAAGUACCUGCCCAUGUCUGUAAUAAUUCCCAAAGGUUCACCUUGACCGUGUCUUCCUGCAUCAUAAAAAACUGAACAGUUACAAUGUGACAUUAAUUGUGUCAGUGUCACCUUGAAUGGUGACCGUGUCACCUUGAAUUUUGUCAGUGCGACAUUGAAUUGUGUUCAUUUUAACCGAACAAAAUAUAAAACUAGAGCACUUUCAUAUGCAAGUAAUUUUAAAUUACAAGUCAGUUAUAUGAUUUAGGCAUUUGUUUUGUCUGAAAAUGUGUAGAAAAGCUCUUUGUUAGUAAAUUGUAUGUAAAGUAUUAAGAUAUUAUCAUUCUGUAUUUAACUAUUACUCCAAUGGUAUUGACCUUAAAUACAACAUAUUUAUACAUGAGUUUAGCCAACAUAUGUAUACAACAGAAAGCAUCUUUUAAAAUUGACUGAAAUGUUACUCUUAGUAAUCAGUUUGUCUAAAUAUAGCCUAGAUAUAAAUAUGUCUAAAUAUCAGUACAGAUAUGUCUAAAUAUAGAUAUAAAUAUGUAUAAAUAUCAGUAAAAAUGCGUCAAAAUAUAGAUAUGAAUAUGUCUAAAUAUAUGUACAAAUAUGUCUUAAUAUAGGUACAAAUAUGUCUAAAUAUAUGGGUAUAAAUAUGUCUAAAUAUGUUUAGAUAGAGCUUAAAGUCCUAAACCUGUUUAUGAAUGUCUUUUCGUUGGUAACUUUUACAUGAUGAAGAAUUGCUAUUUAUAACAGUUUAGCAUGAUCUUUUCUUGUUAUAUAAAUAGGGAAUUUUUCUUCAUAUAUCAGCAGCCAAAGCCAUCAGUUAUAAAAGGAGCGUUGAAUUGCAAUUUGGCUGGUUUUCAGGCGUUCAUCUUUUCAUAAAUUUUUACCGAUUUUUCAGUUGAUUUUUAGAUGUGAAGUGUUGUGUAUUUUGUACAUCUAUUGAGAUACAUGUAAAUGUGGUAAAUUUUGUCAGGUAUAACAGAACUGCCUCAAAAAAUGAACAUUUUGAGAAGCUCACAAGGUUUUGUUUUUUUAAUAUAAAGAGUUAAUACGAAAAUGUGUCUUGGGCUUUUAGCAUGGGUUGCUGUUUGCUGUUUUUGUAAUUCUAGGUAAGAAAAGAUGUGUCUCCUGCUAGGCUGGUCAUUAGCAGGAAGGUGUUCUAGUGAUGAGCCGACCAAUCGUGGUGUCGAAUCAAUGAAUCGUGACAUAAAGGUCCAGGAUAUGAUCGUUGAUGCUUUUCUUUAUCAUUGGUGAAUUUUGACGGCCUUAUAAUCUGAACAAAAGUCAAAUAUAAUAAAAUUACCGUCGAUCAUAUUUUUAGAUUUAACAAGUUCCUAUUAUCACCAAAGAAGUGCUUUAAAAUGACAUAUAUUUCGAAUGAUAUUGUUUUUUUAAAGGGAUGCAGUGGUCUUGUUGUCAAGGUGUUGGCUGCUCAACCUGGGGGGGGGGGGUGGGGGGGGGGGUCAUGUGUUCAAGCUCCACUGGGGUCAUGACCAUUUGACACUAGUACUGGUUUUCCCCGGAAGCAGACUCGAGAGUGGUUCUAUUAAGCUUGUAGCUUUCCUCACAAUCAAGCUAAUAUAAAUUAGUAUAAACUUAAAAGAAAUUAACUGAAAGCAUAAAAAAGCUUGUUUCAGAAAGUUACAAUCAAACAGUAAGUAAAAUGUCAGCUGUUUGGCAAAAAAUAUGGUUUUCAUGGAAAAAUUAUUGAAAAUUAUUUUCAUAAUAUCAGGUAUGGAGUUAUCGCUGAUCAAUAAGGGAUUUCUUUAUAAUUCUAAGCAUGACUGGUAACCCAUGCAAGCCCCUAUUUUUUAAAGCGGCUGUUUUUAAACUUGUCUGUAAAUAGGUUUCUAUGGUUAUGACACAGAGGCAGUUUUUAUGUUUCUCUGAAAACAUAAAAGGGACGAGGGUACAUUAUAUGAAUACAUACAUUUUGCCCUUGCUGCCCGUCUAUAGACACACUUGUAUGUGCCGUUAACCAUAGAAAUACUCUAUUUUAGGCUUACAUAUACCUACCUCAGAAUUAGAUAAAAUUGUAAGUCCUUAACAUUGAAAAUGUGACUAUGACUACCUCUCAAUGUUGAAUUCUGUUAUGAAAUUGUCUUUUUUGUAAUGCCAUAUUUUCUACAAAAUUUUGAGUGUGAAGUAUAUACAUGUAAGGUAAAUUGCACAGGAAUUAAAAUUGAUUUGGUUUUUGUUAAAAGUAUGUGACUAUGUUAGCAGACGCCACUAUUGUUAACUGCACGCCAUCUCAGAUUUUCAAAAUGCUUUAUUUCAAAGAACUGUGUCUGUUUUUCUAUUUGCAAAUGUCGGUUUUUGUUAAAAGCUUGUGACUUUGUAAGCAGACGACAUUAUUGUUAAGUGCGGGCUGACUGAAAUUUUCAAAAUGCUUUAUUUCAAAGAACUGUCUGUUUUCCUAUUUGCAAAUGUUGGUUUUUGUUAAAAGCUCAUGACUUUGUUAGCAGACGACAUUAUUGUUAAAUGCGGGCCGUAUCAAAUUUUCAAAAUGCUUUAUUUCAGAGAACUGUGUCUGUGUUCCUAUUUGCAAAUCAUUUUCAAGUCCGCCAUUUUGUGAAAACAAGAUGUACCUCAGAUUUGAAAGUUGAGGCCUUACAGUGAUUUCGAAAUGACUGCUUGAAAAUUGACCCAAUUUUGUUGAUGUAGGAUUUAAGGUGGUGGACUCCAAAUGACAUAAUCAACAUUUUCAGUUUGAUUGCUUAUUCUCCGAAUGCAAUUUUAGCAUUUUCUGGUUGUUGCAGAAAAGAAACUUUCUUUUGUGGCCAAAGUAUUGCAAAAUUGUAUACAAGGAUAUGUAAUCAUGUGCAGAAAUUGUCAGUAGUUGUCAUUAUGGGUACGCCACCUUAAUAGAUUUAUUUCGGUUAUGAAUCUUUUCCAGUUUGUUCUAUUCAGCAGGAUUACAUGUUAUUUACUGAUGAAAGAUUGAACAUAAAGAAAACAUUUGAGCCACGCCAUUAGAAAACCAACAUAGUAGCUUUGCGACCAGCUCGGAUCCAUGGAUGCGCAGGCUGGUCUGGAUCCAUGCUGGUCGCAAAGCCACUAUGUUGGUUUUCUCAUGGCGCGGCUCAUUUUUGUAUCAUAAUUGUAAGAUAUGCUGUAUCUGCUUUGAAAAUUACCUCGUAUACUUUUUGUGCCCCACAGUACAUUAUUUAGUGGAGGAUGGGGCACUUGGGCUUACCUUUGUCUGUUUGUCUAUUCAUCUGAAAUUCUGUUACACA
Mercenaria mercenaria is the source of this 11556-nucleotide messenger RNA. RefSeq names its product kelch-like protein 26. Lineage: Eukaryota; Metazoa; Mollusca; Bivalvia; Venerida; Veneridae. The transcript is spliced from 4 exons. The record is from RefSeq and is a predicted model, not a curated record. The coding region runs from base 159 to 1925 and encodes 588 amino acids. Gene Ontology annotation, molecular function: protein binding.